Didymodactylos carnosus is the source of this 2229-nucleotide messenger RNA. The record is from the annotation of a GenBank genome assembly. NCBI's taxonomy places the organism in Eukaryota, Metazoa, Rotifera, Eurotatoria, Philodinida, Philodinidae.
AUGGAUUUUGCACAUAAUACGAUCGAAUAUGCCAAGUCUUAUAAGGCUUCACGCGAAGUUGCUGAAAUACGUGAUGUACCAGAAUCACAUUAUGUUUGUCAGUGGUGGAUCCAACACUUCGACGGAAUCAAACCUGAAACUAAGUCUGUUGUGUCCACCCAAUUCCGGAAAAAACAUCGUGAUCACAUUAGAUGGAAUGGUGCGUUGCUACCUUUUCGUCGAUCUGGUUUAUGGAUGACAAUUAAAGUUGUUUUUCAGACCAUUCUAAGCAAAUGUUUGGGGGACGUUGGUACCAUUGUUUAUAAACUAUUGAUCACUCAUUUUCUCGCUCAUAUCAUCAUUCGCACAAGACCAAACUCGACCGACUUACUAGUCCAUUGCAUUCGAAAAAUCGUACGUCGAUUAAACAAAAUUGAAGGCUUGUUGACUUCUAUCAAUACAAACGACGUGAAAAACGAAUGGAUUCAACACAUGAAACAAGAAAUACAAACAAGUAUUGACUCAAUUUUUCCAAAACUAGAUUGGCAAAAACAAGUUACGCUCAAUGAAAAUAUUCAUCCAAAGUUGAUUUUGAAGAAUUUAAUAAUUGAUGAUCCUGGAAUUUAUCAGCAUCCAUGUAUAAAACUGCAAGAUUACUUGACUAAUCAAAGGUCAAGCGACAUAUCUGAACGUUUUACAGGUGUAAGCAACUAUUACAAAUUUUCAAACGUUAUUGAAGCAGACUAUGUACCGUCAUACGAUGUGUUAACAACAAAACUGAAUUAUACGAUUGGAGUAGCCUUGACGCGCAUGGAAGUUUGGGUUGAAUCAAGUUUAGAGCAAUGGAUAAAUCAUCCAUCAAUAUUUUUAAGUGGGAAAAAUCGUUUUGAAAUUUUAGUACGAUUCUAUGAAGAAUAUCAGAGCAGGGCUCUAAACCAUUAUUGGCCGAAUAAUGGUCUAACAGAUCCCAUCGGUUACAGUCGAUUCAUCUUAACAUCGUUAACAGUAAUUCGAGCUGCACAUAAAAAAUUAUGUAAAGAUGAUGGACUCGAACGGCUCAAACUGCAUUCUAUUAAAAUUCCCUAUCUUAUAAAACUGUUUGAAUUUUUAGUCUUACCAAACCGAGAAGAUAUGAUUAGAACUCAUGAUCUUUACGAUUACUUUCAUCAUUUCGAUAACAGGGAUUUUCCUGAUCUGUUAACAGAUAUCAAAUCUGAAAAUGCAUUUGGAGUAUAUUUUGCCGGUCAAACGCCGUCGAUGAACGAAAGUAUACAGCAGAUUCAAGCUCAAGCUGUUCGGGAUGAGCAAGAUAAAAUAAAGGAAGUGAACGAUGCCAAAGAAAAAUAUAGACAACUUAAGAAUUCUGUAAGCCGUCUCUCCUGUAGUUGCAGCUAUGAGUAUAGGCACUGGACCACAUGUGUAAAAUGUCGAGUUGACGCACAAGCGAACAGAAUUCAAGUGAAAAUUUUCGAACGUCCAAUACCAUUACUGCGCAAUGAUGCAUUGGCUGUUAUUUUUGAAUUACAAAUGCCAAUUGAAAUUAGAUGUUAUCGAGAGAUUCUUUGGCAAUUUAUCAAUCGUCACAGUCCAAAUCCCUACAUUAAAAUGUAUGAAUGGUUAAGUGUUUCCCCUCAUCAAAGAAAGUUAGGACCGUUCUAUACUGGUCCAAGUAAUCGCAAAGUUAGAUUAGUAUCUCAAACGAAAUCCAUGACGCAAACUCAUUACAGUUGUCCACCGUCAAUUGUAUCCACCUCUGUUGAAGGUUUCUUAUUUGAAAAUGGUCUGAAAGUUCAAAUUUCUCCAACUGCACCAAUUAGUCUUGCUGAGGAAUGCCGUACAUUAACACCUCAACUUGACCAUUCAGAUUACAAAUUGUUACAAUUUACCAUUAACAACACGCAAUUCGUACAAAAUGGCAUCAUUGCCAAACUGUCUGACUGUCCAGCACGACUAAAGCCUACACAAUUUGUGGAGUUUGGCUCUUUUCGGUCAGGUCAUCGUUUACAAUGGUGGAAUCUCUUGGCGGUGCUGGAAAUGGAUUCUAUAUCUAUUGCUGAAGAAAGUGUAGCCGUACUGCUCAUACAUUCAAUUUUACAAUAUGGUCCAGGUAAUCCCUUACUGCGAAGCUUAACCAGUAGUCCACUAUGUGAAACCUUGUCGAAUGCCUUACUGGAAUCCAAAGACGCUGCUAGUACCGGAUUUCCCUCAUUCAAACUAUUAGCAAUAAAAUCAACUAUUGAAAUUAGUUGA